CUCCAAAUGAUCAAUAUAAAUGUCUUAAGCUUUGUAUCAUAAACCAAUUCAAACUGAUAUCUCAAUUCAUUAUAUCAAAAUGGCGAAUUUCGAGAACCUAUCUUCCGAGUUUCAGACAAUAGCCGUGGAUAUAUAUUCUUCCAUGAAUCAAGCUGCAGAUCUAAAUAAUAACAACAACAUUAGCAGUAACCUUCAGUUUCAAACGUUUCCUCCUUUCUCCACUAGCCUCGACUCUCUCUUCCUUCAUCAUCGUCAUCCACAACAACUACAUGAUCUUCCCGGGAAAUAUCCAGGCAGUGAUAAUAAUCUCUCCGCGACUUCAACUUUGUAUCAUUCCAGUCACAACAACGUCGACGAGACCAAGAAGAGAAAAGCUUUGUUGCAACCUUUGUCUUCAUCGGAGAAUAGUAGCGUCUCUGAUCAGCUGAAUAUCAAUACCACCAAAACUGGUUGUUCGAGAAGAGGAAAGAGGUUGAAGAAGAAGAAUCAAGAAGAAGAGAAAGAGAGAGAAGUUGUUCAUGUGAGAGCCAGAAGAGGUCAAGCCACUGAUAGCCACAGCUUAGCAGAGAGGGUUCGGCGAGGGAAAAUUAACGAGAGAUUGAGAUGCUUGCAAGAUAUUGUUCCCGGAUGUUAUAAGAGUAUGGGAAUGGCUACGAUGCUUGACGAGAUUAUAAAUUAUGUCCAGUCUCUACAAAAUCAAGUCGAGCUUCUCUCGAUGAAACUCACUGCUGCAAGCUCGUUUUAUGACUUCAACUCAGAGACCGAUGCUGUUGAUUCCAUGCAGAGAGCAAAGGCUCGUGAGGCAGUGGAGAUGGGGAGACAAACAAGAGAUGGGAACCCUGUCCUCCAUUUAUCAGCAUGGUCCCUUUGACUUCUGGUUUCCCCUUUUCUUAUUUUUAAUAUUUUCCCGAAAAUAUUCUUAUAUUCAUUUGGAUGUAAUAUGUUUAUAUGACCCAACUUGGGAUAGUAUUUGUAAUCUAUAUACUUGUAAUUUCGAAAUUAUAAAUUUAUUGGUGGCUUA
Brassica oleracea var. oleracea is the source of this 1021-nucleotide messenger RNA. Its product is annotated as transcription factor BEE 1. Gene Ontology annotation, biological process: regulation of DNA-templated transcription. Lineage: Eukaryota; Viridiplantae; Streptophyta; Magnoliopsida; Brassicales; Brassicaceae. The transcript is spliced from 6 exons. Gene Ontology annotation, molecular function: DNA-binding transcription factor activity; protein dimerization activity. The record is from RefSeq and is a predicted model, not a curated record. Gene Ontology annotation, cellular component: nucleus. Bases 80 to 871 code for a protein of 263 amino acids.